Molecule: messenger RNA, 988 nt
Organism: Ixodes scapularis (black-legged tick)
Lineage: Eukaryota; Metazoa; Arthropoda; Arachnida; Ixodida; Ixodidae
Product: COMM domain-containing protein 4
Exons: 1
Coding region: 145-753 (202 amino acids)
Source: RefSeq, a predicted model, not a curated record
ACCCUACCCUCCGACACUGUUUUCGAGCAACGGAUUAAUUUGUUGAAGGUUCGUCGCGUUGUGGGCGUGCUUUGGCUUUUCUGUGGCGUGGACGACGUUGGUACCGUGCUUAGAUUUUUCUUCGUUUCUCAGUAAAGAACAGCCAUGCGGUUUAAAUUCUGCGGAGAUCGGGACUGCCCCGACUGGCUGCUCGCCGAAAUCGCCUCCCUCUCCAAGAUAAGCUCCGUCAAAACCAAGCUCCUGUGCGUCCAAGCGGUGAACGCUCUUCUCACCUCCACCGUCGACUUCGAGAAGGCGUCCAAACUCACGGCGGACUCGAAAUUCACGCCGGACGACCUCAAGGGCGUCCUUGUGGCGCUCGAGUUCAUCCUCAAGAACGCCACCAAGUUCGCCGUCGACGAAGAAACGCUCGUGAACGAACUUCAGCAGUUGGGACUGCCCCGCGAGCACGCCGUGUCUCUGUCCAAGGUUUACGCCGACAAGUCGGCGGACAUUUUGACUGUGCUGAAAAAGCAAAGCCUGCGACUGUCGUCGCUGGAAGGUAAUCCGCAGUGGAGGGUCGACUACGUGCUCGAGUCCAGCGUCGCCGGGGAGGUUGCCCAACCGUCGGUGCAAAUGAAGCUACUCGUCAGGGACUCUGAUCGCGACCCCAAGCCCAUGCACUUCAGCAUGACUGCCGAGACUUGCAGCGUUCUCUUGCACGAGCUAAAGCAGGCCUACAACGUGAUGAAGAGCUUGGAAGGACCGAGCUAAGGUGCCGACGAGACGGCUUCUCGGGGCCUUUGCACUGUGCUGUUGACUGAUGCAGUUGGAACGGCCAAAUAAACUGCAGUGCGAGACCACCGUUUCAGAAGCAAAAUGUAACGCGUUUGUUAGUCUUGGUGCGUUUCUUUUUUUUUUUUUCCCCGUGAUUUACGCGUAAUAGGCAAGACGGGUUCUCUCAUCUUCAUCAUGCACAAGUAAACCGCAUAAUUUUGUGUGUAGUGGU